Messenger RNA from Perca flavescens (yellow perch), 2446 nucleotides. RefSeq names its product solute carrier family 2 member 6 (gene slc2a6). Gene Ontology annotation, cellular component: membrane. Gene Ontology annotation, molecular function: transmembrane transporter activity. Lineage: Eukaryota; Metazoa; Chordata; Actinopteri; Perciformes; Percidae. Bases 359 to 1873 code for a protein of 504 amino acids. The transcript has 8 exons. Gene Ontology annotation, biological process: transmembrane transport. The record is from RefSeq and is a predicted model, not a curated record.
UGUCAGUUUCAUUCUGUCAGCCUGGAAUACCCUAGACCACAUGAAAGUUUGAAAAGUGUAGAUGUUGGUGUUUUAAACAAAAGAGUAAUUUAUAUUCAACCGGCUUGCUUUCAUUUUUCUAACCUAGCCUGUAGAGAAGGGUCGCCUUUGUUGGAUGCUUCAUUGGAAUAGGACGGGCUUCCGUAUGUUUUCGUCUGGCAGUGUUUUGUAGAGGACAGGGUUUCUUUUGACAUUACUACUAUUUUAUUCCUAUGAGGGGAACAACCAGAUCCUGAAACCUAUUAUUAUACAUAUCAGAGAGCUCUGAUAAAGGCUCCUUUGUGUCGUCAGACCGGCGUGCAGCCGUCCUGCUGCAGACAUGGAUGAAGAGACUUCUCUGCUCAACAGAACACCAACAUCAUCUGAAUCCAGGGUCUGUAACUCCAAACUGUUCCUGGCCGUCUUCUCGGCCAUCCUGGGGAACUUCAGCUUCGGUUACUCCCUGGUCUACUCAUCCCCGGUCUUGCCGAAGCUCAAGAGCCCCAAUGCAGACCCUCGGGUCAGGAUGGACACGGAGCAGGCUGCCUGGUUCGGCUCCAUCUAUACACUGGGUGCAGCGGCCGGAGGAUUGGGGGCCAUGCUGCUCAACGACCUGAUUGGACGGAAGCUGAGCAUCAUGAUGUCGGCAGUGCCGUCGACUAUUGGAUACAUGCUGAUGGGAGGGGCUGUUGACUUGUGGAUGCUCCAUGUGGGCCGUUUCCUCACAGGCGUUGCCGGGGGGAUGACCGCAGCAUCCAUUCCUGUAUACAUCUCAGAGAUCUCACACAAAGGAGUGAGAGGAGCUAUGGGCUCCUGCCCUCAGAUCACUGCUGUGUUUGGGGCCCUGGCGCUCUACGCCAUGGGUCUGGUGGUACCUUGGCGGUGGCUGGCAGUGGCGGGGGAGGUGCCAGCUGUGCUGAUGGUUGUGCUGAUGGCGUUCAUGCCCAGCUCCCCCAGGAGGCUCCUCGCUCUGGGCAGAGAGCAGCAGGCUGAGAAGGCCCUCCGCUGGCUAAGGGGAAAACACUACAACACAAACAUUGAGCUCAGUGCCAUACAGCACAGCAUCAACGUGCAGGGUAAAGUCACAUGGUCGCAGCUGGCCACACCCAUCUACUACCGGCCAAUCAUCAUCUCAGUGGGGAUGCGUUUCCUGCAGCAAAUGACGGGCAUCACACCCAUCCUGGUCUACCUGGAGCCCAUCUUUUCCCAAAGCAAAGUUUCCCUGGAGCCCAGGUAUGAUGCUGCUAUUGUAGGUGCGGUCCGCCUAUUUUCUGUUGCCGUGGCAGCCAGUUUAAUGGACAAGGCGGGACGCAAAGCCCUGCUGUACACGUCGAGCCUGCUGAUGUUCCUGUCCUCUCUGACUCUGACAAUGAUCUCCCACACCACACCUUGCCCUCCAGGCCCCGCCCCUCUUAAUCACACCAUGAGUUGGGACUCCCAAAAUGCCAUCGGAAACGCUUUGGAUGCCAGCCACCAAACUGCAGGAGGGCUCAUUCCUCUCAUCAGCACCAUGGUGUUUAUAUUUGGAUACGCCAUGGGAUGGGGCCCAAUCACAUGGUUGCUGAUGUCAGAGGUGUUGCCGCUGGCUGCCAGGGGCGUUGCUUCGGGGCUGUGUGUGACUGUCAGCUGGUUGACGGCCUUCAUGCUCACGCACGCCUUCACACACCUGGUGGACGGGUACGGCCUGUACUUGCCCUACCUGUGUUUUACGGUGGUGUGUGUGCUAUGUCUGCUGUUCAACGCAGUGUGCAUCCCAGAGACUCGCGGCCGCUCACUGGAAGAAAUAGAGAACUAUUUCAGGACGGGACGUUGGUUCACCAUCAACAGGAGUAAUUCCACUGCACAGUCCAGCUGAAGCCUGAAGAUCCCUUCAAUCAGAAAUUUGUUAUUCCCAAGAUGUACCUGUAAAACAGGGCUACUGCAAAGUGAUCCAUUUUAUUAAUAUGUAAUGAUCAAUAUUUAGGGGUCUAAGAAGAGAGAGUGUAUGUUGUACAGGAUUUGAAGCCCUCUGAGAAACCAUUAGGUCAAGGAGCAGAUCACUGUUUACACAUCUAAGUAAAAACCUGUUACAGUUGAGAGUGACAAUCCUUAAGAUUUCAGUCCCGGUUGAUUCUAGAUGAGUGAAAACAAUAGAAUUGUGAUGAGAGUUUAGCAGUCUGGAGGAUAGAAAUAUAAUGAAUCUCAUUUUAUUGGCUUUUCAGAAUUUUCAGAAUUGUGUCCAUAGUUAAUUUUUUUAUCUGUCUAUAAUGGAGAAAAGCUGUAAUACAGGAUUUUCUCUGGAAGAUGUCAAUCCAGACACACAGUUUGUAAUACUGCAAGUAUAUAAAUAUUGCAAUACUUUCAUCAGACACUGUGGUUUUGCUACUUUUACUUAAAGGUCCCAUGGCAUGAAAAUUUGACUUUAUGAGGUUUUUUAACAUUAAUAUGA